Messenger RNA from Malassezia restricta, 2904 nucleotides. Its product is annotated as mRNA export factor. The coding region runs from base 1 to 2904 and encodes 967 amino acids. Gene Ontology annotation, biological process: mRNA export from nucleus. Gene Ontology annotation, cellular component: nucleus; cytoplasm; transcription export complex 2. The record is from RefSeq and is a predicted model, not a curated record. The transcript has a single exon. NCBI's taxonomy places the organism in Eukaryota, Fungi, Basidiomycota, Malasseziomycetes, Malasseziales, Malasseziaceae.
AUGGACGCCGAGGAGCGUGCCGAGCGUUUUCGGCCGCGUGAGGAUGUAGCGGCUGUGCGUCUCGCGGAGCUCAAGGAGCAGUAUGCGCGGAAGCGCGAGGCAUACGUGGCACAGGGCACGAAGCUCGUCGGGACGUGCAUGGACAUGUGCCCUGAGUACGAGCGCGUGGAGCGUGAGGUGCAAAAGGAGCUGGACCGAUUCGAGGUCGUGCCAGGCACGCAGCAAGCCGAUGCGCGUCUAGCCGUGAAAAUUUACCGGCGUCCUGCAGCUGGUCGUGAGCUGCCGCUGCCGGAGGAGGUGCGUCCGCCCGCGGUCCUGCAGCAGACGCUGGAUUAUCUGGUGCACCAGCUCGUCCCGCGCGAGCCAAGUGAUCCGCACUUUGCCGCCGCUCAGCCCUUCCUGUGGAAUCGCACACGUGCGAUUCGGCAGGACUUUAUCGUGCAGAGCGAAAGCGGCGCCAUUGCGAUCGCUUGUCACGAGCGCAUCGCACGUUACCACAUCUUGUGUCUGCACUGGAAGGGCGGCGUAGGUGCGGAGGCGUGGAGCGAGCAGCAGGAACUCGAGCAGCUCCGCAAGACACUGCGCAGUCUUAUGGAGUACUAUGAUGAUGCACGCGCUAUCGGACACACGUACGACACCGAGCCCGAGUUCCGCGCCUACAAUCUGCUGCUGCACGUCCGCGAUCCCGAGGCACUACGAGAAGUCGAACUCCUGCCGGCGCCCGUGUUCUUAGCACCGCCGCUGCAGUGGGCUCUGACAUUCCGCACGAUGAUCCAGCGCUCCAACCUGCUCGAGAAGCGCGGGCAGCCAAGCAACACCGAGGCGACGCCUAACUUCUUCACCCGUGCCAUGGAUGCUGUGCGCCGUCCCGACGUCGGAUACCUCAUGGCCUGCCUCGCAGAGAACCUCUUUCCCACCGUACGCAUCGGCGCUGUCAAGGCACUUGCCCGCGCCUACCUUCCCCAGCACCAUGGCCUCCCGCUCACAUACCUCACUCGCAUCCUCGGCAUGGACACCGACGACGACACGACCGCCUUUUUGCGCACGCUCAACGUGGAAGUGGAUCGAGACGUGGCGAAAAUCAAUCGGGCGCUCGUGCUUGAUGAAGACAAGUCCAUGCCCUCGCCGUUCAGUCGUACGAUCGUCGAGGCCAAGCGUGGGCAGAGUACAUGCCAAGACAUCAUCGAUGCGCGUCAAACGGCGCCCCCAUCCGCUGCCGCUAUACCCCCUGUGCCCCGACCGGCGCCUCGUCUCGCUUCACCGCCCAUGGCCCGACCCGCACCCGCACCGGCGGCCACAACGGCGUCCAAACCGAAGUCGUUCUUGGCACCCCCGCCGGCACCCCCACCAGCCCCCCAUCUUGUACCGCCGCUCAUGGCGCCCAAGAAAGCGCCCCCUGUCCCUCCAGCUAAACCUCCUGCACCUCCUGCACCUCCUGCCCCCGCUCGACGUAUACCACGCGACCGCUGGGCCGCCCAGCUUGCUGCGCUAGCUGUCCACGAGGUCAUACAAACCAGCGUCCACAAUGCAGUCCACGCUGCCAUGAGAGCCGAGCAUGGACGCCGUCGAAAAGAAAGGCGGCAUGCGCUGCUGAAUGCCCUGACCCGCCGUGUGUAUCAGCGCCUCGUGGCUGAGCCAGUUGCGACAUGCACCCGUGUCGCUGCCAUGCAGGGCAUCGCGACCGCGCGGCAUGAACGCACGAUGCAGACUCGCAUCUGGACGCACUGGCGCGCCGUGCAUGCCAAAGUCCAGGACCGAAACACGCAGGCCGAGCGCCUCGAAUAUCUCCGUGCACGACUGCCCCCACGCGUCGUGUCUCACCACACUCCCGUGCACCAACGCGCUCAUGCACCUCGGCUGUCCGACACCGAGCGGCAGGCGGCGUUUGUCGAGGCACAGGCCACCAGUUCUCGGCUCUGGGAGCAUGGAUCGAUGGCGCGUGCACUGAUCGAGCAUGUGGCCGCCCAGUCCAGCGAUACGCCGGGCAUGUGGACAGCCGCCAUCUACCUCUCGACCGGCGCUGGAGAUCGCUGGCUCCGGCACAAACUCGCGCUGGACACACAAACUCGGCUAGUGCACACGCUGCCCCAAGGCACGACGGUGCAACUUCUCGAUGCAAGUGUGUAUCCUGUCCAAGACGCGCAACUGGCGCUGGUGCAUGGCCAGCACGACGUGGGCUCAGCGUCCGCCGUGCUGGCCAUCGUGUGGCAUGCCUCGGAAGCCAGGGACCUGCCGUAUCCUGCGCUUGUCCUGGACGAUCCACGCGCAGAUCCUGAUGCGCUGUUCCGCCAUGCUCUUGAUACACUCGUGCCGCCUAUCCACGCUGUGGCAGAGCGCACCGAGUCACAGAGCGCGUGGGAGCCGCUGUGGAAUGUGUGGCUCGAAACGUCCGAUGCAUGCGAUGCUAUGCACGUGCAAGAUGCGUAUGAGGAAAUGAACGUGCUCACGACCCUCGCGAACGCCUUUCUCCGAACUGUGGGAGCCCCACGUACCAUUCCACCUCCCGAACAACGCUCCGCGCCGGCCGAUGUGCUCGCCCUAUCUCAGCUGGAGGCACUGCCUUGGCACGACGAAUCCGUGGCUCUCCUGCGUGCCCAUGUCGUCGAGCGUGCACAACGCCACGCCUUUCGUCCCGGCGCCUUUAUGCAGACGCUCCUUACGCUCGCCCUCGAGGGAGCCGAGUAUGCGCCAGACGUAUCCGUGGUCCCCGAGUACCGGCAGCUUUGUAUGCAACUCCUCACAGGACUGCAACCGGCACCUCCGCCCAUGCUCCCACCUAAGCGGCCAUGCACACCGCCGGCGCAUACACCCAAACGCAUCCGCAGCGCCGAAGAUGCCAGUAUGCGGCUUCGACGCGCCGUAGCCCAAUCCGCUCAGCUGCUCGCCGCUCCCUUGGAAAAAUAG